GUAUCCUCUAUCGAUGGCUCAUCGUUGUUUUUUUCUACAAGAAAGAUCCUCAAAUACAACACGCCUUCUUUGUCGCUUGUGGCAUUGUCCUUUAUUUCUUCAAUUAUGGAUUCACCAUCUAUCACAGUCUCAUCUCAAUCCUUCUUGCCUACGUGAUUACGAAUUUCCUGCGCGGCAAAAAUGAGGCUGUUUGCGCGGCACACAUCGCAUUUUUGGGCCAUCUACUCGUUGGAUAUUGGUUUGCCGAAACGGACACCUACGAUAUCACGUGGACGACUCCGUUCUGCAUAAUGUGUCUACGAUUUAUCGGACUUGUGAUGGAUGUGUAUGAUGGACAACAUUAUGACUCUUUAAAAGCUGACCAAAAGCUCACAGCAAUUCGUGACCCACCGAGCCUUCUUGAGACAGCUGCUUUUGGUCUCUUCUUCACAGGAACUUUGGUUGGACCUCAAUUCUCACUUGCUCGCUUCCGCGCCUUUGUCAACGGAGAUUUUCUUGAUGAGCAAAACAACUUUACCUUGAUCGAUCGGGUACCCGGGUGGAAAGAGUUUAACCAACAGACAUGGAUGCGACCGAUUUGCUGGCUUACCGGAAAGAUGAUCAUCUCUUACUCAAUGGGUUUCGCCUUUCUCACCUUCGGACUCAUCAAGACGAGACUUUGGUACAAGCCUCUCUUCUCGCUCUACGGUAUUGGAUACAUUCUCUACUUUGUUGCAUGGCCAAUCCUUUUCCAGGUUCUCAAAAGAAAACUUCCACUCAAGAAUUUAACUUCUGCUAGCAUUUAUGAGGUUCCAAUCGUCAACACCUCUCGCUAUCCGGGCAUCGAGAUCAAAAUCGGAACACCUAGGCAAUUGAUUUACUGUGAGUAUUUGAAUGUCGAGUUCUACGGGAUGAUCAUCGUUGAUGGAUACGAUCCAACAAAGUCGAUCACUGCUAAGAACAUCACGCUCACCGAUAACAACGAUUUCACGCUGAUGGAAGAUACAAUCUACAUCUCAAACGUACCGCUACCCAAUUAUCGCUUCAAAUUUCUCAACUAUGGCUCGUCGAAUAAAGUGAAAAAACGAUUGGUUCACGGGAAUUGCAAUCUUUUCAUGGGACGGUUGGCAAAUGGAACAAUGGUGUCACCGGUAAAAGAAAUGAAUCAAUAUCUCGAUCAAGCGAUUCUCACAUAUAACAUUCGAAACUUCACAGCCGACGUUGAGAUGGGAUCGAUGACAUGGGGAGGAGUGGACACGAAAAAUUGUGGGAAUUUCAAAUGGUAUGAUUCGUAUGGGGAAUCCGGAUGGAAUCUCUGGUUUACUGGAGCUUCUGUCGGAAAUCAAUCAAUUCCCCAGCCCGGCUACGGGGACAUUUAUUUGACCGAUGCCGCCUUUUCCGCUCCAUUUUCUCUGAUACAAAACCUUCUCAACUAUGGCAAUUUUGUUUAUGAUGAUUUGAGGGGAAUGUACUCAAUGCCUUGUUCAACUUUUCCAAAAUUGCCUCCAAUCACGUUUUUCAUCGAAGGAAAUCCGAUCACCGUUCAACAAGAUUAUUAUGUGACUCAAAUCUACGACGAUUGCUAUAUCAAUAUCGAGGCUCAAGGAUCUCUACCAUUCAUUUAUUCACUUCCAUAUUAUAUUCAACGAUAUUUCUGUGUGGCGAUCAACUAUCAGAGUUUACAGAUUGGAUUGGCUCCUGUGAAA
Molecule: messenger RNA, 1685 nt
Organism: Mesorhabditis belari
Lineage: Eukaryota; Metazoa; Nematoda; Chromadorea; Rhabditida; Rhabditidae
Source: the annotation of a GenBank genome assembly